GGUAAUUCGUUCGGUGGCGCUACUCCCGCAUUUAGCGUAUAUGAAAUGCAGACCUCCUUUUGUUUAUUUUGUGCGUUGUUUUUCAUAUUUGGCGACAUUCAUGGGGACGAGCUCCCUAAAGGAGUUCCGCUAUCGAGAUCUUCGUUUUAUAAACUUGGGGAGUCGUUUACUUGCCUAGAUGGCUCUUCAGCUAUACCAUGGUGGCAAGUGAACGACGAUUACUGUGAUUGCCGUGAUGGAUCAGAUGAACCCGGCACAUCUGCUUGUCUUAAUGGUCGUUUUUUCUGUCGCGAUAUGCAGUACAGACCUGUGUACCUUCCUUCUGCUUACGUCAACGACUCUAUUUGUGAUUGUUGCGAUGGUGGUGAUGAAUACGGAAGUUCUACCAAUUGUCCGUCAACUUGUGGCUCUUUGGCUGCAUCUUUGCGUGAAGCACAAUCCAUUAAACGAAAUCAAAUUGAACAGGGACAUAAAAUUUUUCAAGAAUACGUCACGAACUUAAAAGAACGUAAAGCGAAAGGACUUUUUAAUGAAGAAAAACAAUAUGAUGAAACAUUGAAACUUGCGGAAUAUGAUGUCAAUAGUGAUAGUAGUAGUAGUAAUAGUAAUGAUAAUAAUGAUAAUGACAAUGAAGGAAGUAUUCAAACAAAUGAAGAAAAUGUUGAUUCUCAUUUAUCGGUUGGUGAAGAGAAACAAGCACUGAAUGAACCGUCAUCAUCGUCAAUUGAUUCGAAUCAACAGUCGUUUACACAUGAUAAUGACAAUACACUUAUCGAACAUGAAGCAUCUUCAUUAAGUGAUACGGAGUCUCAUGAGAAAAAAGCAAGUGAAUACGAUGGGCAUCAUGUUGGUGGUGAAGACAGUCAUAUGGAUUAUGACGAAUCAAAUGUUGCUGUUACUGAUAAACAACUCGACGACGAAUCACAUCAUGAAAUCCCAGAAACCCCAUCACCCGAUGAAAAACCUGUUAUUAAAGAUAUACCAACGCCUAUUCCUAUUGAUUAUGGACCAGAAGAAGGUUUUCGUAUGCUUACUGAAUUACCAAAUGGUUGUUUAGAGUUGAACGAUCGAGAAUACACAUACAGCCUUUGUCCUUUUAAAUCAGUUCAUCAAAAAUCAAUUGGUUCGUCGAAUUCUGAUCCAGGAACAUGUAUAGGUCGAUGGGGUCGUUGGUUAGAAUCUGAUGAGUAUGAAAAGUCUUAUAAAGUUAUGUAUUACGAAAAUGGUCAACAGUGUUGGAAUGGACCAACAAGAACUACCAAGGUGUUUGUCCAUUGUGGUGAUUCAAAUCAUUUGACUUCAGUGAAUGAACCAUCUCGAUGUGAAUAUGUUAUGCAAUUGAUUACACCAGCUGCAUGCAAUGAAGAUCCUGAUGAAUUAUUUAAGAAAUUACAUCCCGAAUUGUAAAUUUAUUUGUAUGUAUGUAUGCGUGUGUGUGUGUGUGUGUAAUAAUUUUUUCUAUUCUAUAUCUACUCCUUUUAUACCUUUUUUUUCUUCUCAAAAAUUGUUAUCUUUUCUGAAGAUUAUGCACUAUUCAAAAGUUAGUUGUUGGAUGAAGUUUAGACAGGGAUUUGUAAAGCUCAUUUGAGUUUCAUCGAAUUCUGAUAUUGGUAACCUAUUGAAAAGUAUCUAUCUGCUUAUCGAUUGACGUGUAUACAAUUUAGUUUGUUUCACUUUAUUGCUUUGAAAUGUGAAUCUUACUUUCAUAGGGUUAUGUAUUGUUUAACGAGAGAUCUAUUCAAACCAUUGCUCAUGUAUGGUAGGUAGGUUGUGUGUAAAGUAUUAGGUAAAGGUUGUAAACGUUCAUUAACUAAGAUGAUCUACAGUUGCGUAUUACGUUAGAACACUCACCACUAACCUCAAUACUGUUUAGUGUAGAGAAUAUAUUGGGACGAAGACUAAAGGAGACUGAACUAAUACGUUGCAGCAUUUCAGGAAAUAGUAAUUAAAACUCGAUUUAUUAGUUGACAUAGUUCAGAAUUGUUUACAGUAGUGUAGGUAUAAUCAUACUCUUUCCUUUUUUCAAAUCUUUAUCUUCUACAUUAUUCUCUUCUAAACCAGUUCAUUUUGUAUAUUACCUUAUACUACUUAUUAAUAUUCAGUAACCUGUUUGUUCUUAAUAUCGAUGAGUUUUCCACAUAUGUGUUCUUCAUUCCAUUAAACCAAUAAAAUCCCUCCUAUUCACUUUUGGCUUUUUCAUUCAAGUAACUGGUUUGGGGCAUGUGUAAAAGAAACUUGUAUAUCCGUAGUAGAAUUGGACGACUGCAAAUAAUGACAUUUUCAUAUAUUCAUGAGUGUUUCAUGCAAAUUAUCAAUACAUGUUUCACUACAAUUAUCAAUGAAUGAAUUCACAUAUUUAUUUAAACUACAUUCUUCUUAUGAUUAGUAGCAUAUGAUUUAAAGUAGUAAGGCAGCUGAUAAAUAGACUGUUGAGUUGGCUUCUGAGAACUACAAUGGAACUUCCAGAGGCCUUAAUGCAGCCGAAGAGUUUCCAUCCAAUCAGAACAUGAUGGAGCUUUUUAGAAUAUCAACAUGCCACGAUUGGGCAGUAGCAUAAUAUGUCUCUUUGCAGAUUGACCGAAUUAUAAUGUUGAUUUAACAAAUGCUAAUAUUUAUAAAUACCCGUGAUUUUCUGUACAUUUCGAUUCUUAUCAAAUAAACACUUCUCUAACUUUU
Schistosoma mattheei is the source of this 2676-nucleotide messenger RNA. The record is from the annotation of a GenBank genome assembly. NCBI's taxonomy places the organism in Eukaryota, Metazoa, Platyhelminthes, Trematoda, Strigeidida, Schistosomatidae.